This is a messenger RNA of Ogataea parapolymorpha DL-1, 1461 nucleotides long. RefSeq lists its product as uncharacterized. The record is from RefSeq and is a predicted model, not a curated record. Bases 1 to 1461 code for a protein of 486 amino acids. NCBI's taxonomy places the organism in Eukaryota, Fungi, Ascomycota, Pichiomycetes, Pichiales, Pichiaceae. The transcript has a single exon.
AUGCAAAACAGGCCGAAAAGACCAUCAUCUAAACUUUUGACUUUUCAGUCAAAUAUACAAUUUCCCCAAAUGAUCGACACUUUGCCAAGUGAACUUGUGCUCCAGGUCUGUCAGAAUCUGCAUCAAUCGGAUUGCUUUCAUUUGAUGCUAUGCAACAAGUUCUUGAGCCAGUGUUGUCUUAAAAGAUUAUAUCAAUCUAUCAUAGUGGAUGAUGAAAGCCUCUAUCUUGACGAACUUUUGGAGGAUACUUAUUAUGUUCGUGAUAUAUGUGGUGUCAAAGUAUAUUCUAGCAGAGUGAAAACCUCCUAUGGCCUGAAGCAGUUGAUUCGAACACUUACUGAAAGUGACUUGGUGUGCCUAGUACAACGAAUUGAAGUCAACCAAGAUCUUGGCCUUCUCCGGCACUGUAUACCCAAAAUGACAAAUCUAAAGUGUGCUCAGCUGCCAGAAUCAGGCGUAUUGAGUGCUCCCGGUCUUCAGUCACUAAGAACAAAAAAAAUAGAAGGCUUCAAUUAUGAUCUUCAUGAAUUGGAGUUGACCCAGAGUUGCAAGCUAACUGUCUCCAACUUCAAACAUCUCAAGAAACUCUCAGUGACUGCUAUCGCGAGAAAUAGCUUAAAGCAAUAUCGGGUUCCAUUAUCGUCGCUCUUCAACUCCAAUGGCCACAAACUAAAGUUGCAUGAACUUACCAUAAAAUCAGCAUUGAUCUAUCCACAAGAGCCACAGAUUCUCCUCGAGGCAUUAGAUUUUACAAAGUUGCGAGUGCUUCGUCUGAUAGAUUUGUUUGAGUAUCCUACUUUGAGUUUGCCGGAGACGGAUAUCAAGUGGGAGGAAUUGCGCGUCUCAGAGUUUCGGCAAUGGAUGUCUCGAUUGUCAGAAGGUAAUCGGCUUCUUCAGACCGCAAAAAUGCUAUUAGAGGCAUUGUCACCACAAGUCAAAGGGUUGAAGGUGUUAGAGUUGCAAGUAUGCAACUUCUUAACUGACCACGGUCCCCAAUUUAUUUCAUCAAUUACAGACUUGAGGACUCUCAAAGUCAAAAUUCCCUCGCAGCAUUUUGUGGAUCAUGACCCGGACUCUCGAAUUCGGGCAUAUUUACAGAGUAUUUCUUUGCAUAAAAACCUCCGUCAUCUUGUCAUUGAAUCACCGCCAAUAGAUGUCUUGUUGCUCGAAGAAUAUUUGUCGCAAAUGAGAAACUUGAAAGGUCUCAAAUUAUGUGUUAAAUCAAUUGAACUGGCUCGUUUUAUUUCAUUUAUUCGAACCUUCGCUGAAUUGGAAUUCUUGGAUGUAAUUUUUGAUCCAAUUCCUUUGAAAGACAUCCAGGAGAAGUAUAUUGUUGAAGCCCUAUCGCAUGGACCACUACAAUAUGCUAAAUUUUCUACCUCAAUCUAUGACAUGAGAAAAGGAACGAUCAAAGGCAAACAUAUCAUGCGCUGGUUCGAUGACAAGCUUAUAAAUUUGUAA